CCAGAACAGAAAUCCUGGGAUGGGGCUCCAGAGGGACACGGGGCAGGAGGAAUCCAUCCCUUUUCCCGGUUAAGCAGCACUGGGGGCGUUGGAAGCCGCGCUUCCAGGGAUUGGGAAGGGGCUUUCCCUCCACUCCGUGGGAGCGAAUCCCUGGAAUUCCCUCCGCGUGCUCCGCAGGCGCUGUCGGAGGAGCGGAUCCGCCGCCUCCUGGAGCUCAUCCAGGACGAGCUGGAAUCCGGCCGGGAAGGGGAGAAGCCCCCCGGGAAGUUUUCCAUGGAAAGCCCGCAGGGACACGCGGUUCCCGCCUCCAUCCUGGCGCUCUGCGGCUGGAAUUGCAGUUCCGGCGGCUCCCCGACCCUGCCAGUGAUCUCCUGCUCCCGCUGCAUGAGGAAGGUGGGGCUCUGGAGCUUCCACCAGCUGGAAUCCUCCGCUCCAGAGCCGGAUUCCUGCGGCUCCUCCGGCAGCUCCGGCUUCCCGGCCGUGCCCACGUCCCCCCGCAGGAUUGUCACCCGGAGCCAGGACACGAUCCCGGCCGGAGCCGAGCAGCAGGAGAAGAGCCCAUCCCCAUCCAUGUCCCGCCCCACAUCCCGAGGUUGGGAUUCUCCCGUCUCCAUGGACCGUGGGGAGCUGGAAGUGCCCAGCCCCUCCCUCCGGAGCCGCCCGGUGACGCGGAGCAUGGGACAAGGGGACGCCAUGGAAGUGCCAUCCAGCCCCAUCCGCAGGGCCAAGCGGGCACGGCUCUGCUCCUCCGGCGGCUCGGACGCUUCCACGAGGAGUUUCUUCCACCCCACGUCCCAGCACAGGGACUGGUGUCCCUGGGUGAGCUCCAGGGAGGGACAGGAUUCCCUGGAAGAUGCCGUAUCCCACACGGAGAAGGCCGGGAAGGCGGAGCCGGGCUGGAAAAUGGUGCUGGACACCCUGCUGGGCACCCGGAGGGGCGACGCCGUGCCCGACACGGAGCCGGUGAGCCUCUCGGAGAAGUCCUGCAAGGUGUUCCGCAUUUUCCGGCAGUGGGAGAGCAUGAACUCCUCCUGAACUCCUCCAGAACUCCUCCUGAACUCCUCCUGAAUUCCUGAGCCUCUGGAACCCAGCACACCCCCAGGGGCUCCGUGCCUGGGAGACAGACCGACCCUCUUCCCAGCUCCGUGCCUCGGGAAGGGGAUCCCGAGGGAGCCAUCCCGGGAUCCCCCAUCCCCGCCUUGCCUUCCCCAGUUGCUGCUGUUAUCCCGCGGCUCCGGAGGCUCCGGGAGCCCCUCCAGGAGCCGGGAUGUGCCGUUGGGAUGAGUUGGGAUGAGGAGGAGCCGCCGUUCCCGGCGGGGUGUCCGCGGGGUCCGGCCCUUCCCGCUGGAAGCGACUCCAGGUGGGAAUAAACAUUUCACUUUUUGCCGUUGGA
Molecule: messenger RNA, 1393 nt
Organism: Corapipo altera (White-ruffed manakin)
Lineage: Eukaryota; Metazoa; Chordata; Aves; Passeriformes; Pipridae
Gene: ZC3HC1
Product: zinc finger C3HC-type containing 1
Exons: 5
Cellular component (GO): nucleus
Source: RefSeq, a predicted model, not a curated record